This is a messenger RNA of Sander lucioperca (pikeperch), 2657 nucleotides long. It is a transcript of the gene ubald1a, whose product is annotated as UBA-like domain containing 1a. Gene Ontology annotation, molecular function: protein binding. Bases 172 to 657 code for a protein of 161 amino acids. Lineage: Eukaryota; Metazoa; Chordata; Actinopteri; Perciformes; Percidae. The record is from RefSeq and is a predicted model, not a curated record. The transcript has 3 exons.
GUAAUGCUCCUUCCACUACCGCUCCUACAGUAAAUAUUUGUGUUUGCUCAACCGGCUGUAAUGGUGGACGACUGAGGCAGAGAAACGGAAUACAACUAGAGUGAAGAAAGAGAGGAAAAAACGUUUGUUUUAGAGCCAGUCGCCGCGAGUAGGACACGGGCUUCGUCGAAAAUGGAUGAACUCAAACAUCAAGUCAUGAUUAACCAGUUCGUCCUGACGGCGGGUUGUGCGGCAGACCAAGCGAAGCAGCUUUUGCAAGCGGCACAUUGGCAGUUCGAGACUGCCCUCAGUGCCUUUUUUCAAGAAACAAAUAUUCCGUACGGCCAUCAUCAUCAAAUGAUGUGCACCCCAGCCAACACACCAGCGACGCCCCCCAACUUCCCGGACGCGUUGACCAUGUUCUCCAGGCUGAAGGCGUCCGAGAGCUUCAACAGCGGCAGCGGCGGCAGUCCCAUGGCCGCCUCCAUGGCCACUUCACCACCCCAGGUCGGCGGCUGGGGGGUCUCACCAAACGUACCUAAUGUGCCGCAACCUCCACAUGGACUCUGGACUCAGGGGCAGCCCCCCACGCAGCCCUGCCCCGCCUGGCCCACGGGCGUGAACCCCCACGCAGGUGCUGAGCAGAAGGCUAGCGUAGUGAUGGAGGCUGAGAGAUGAAGGGCAGCACAGGACUGAAAAGCCCUCGUUUCCACCCCAGGGAGGGAGGGAAACAGGGGGAUAAAUGCGGGGAGGGUGGGAGAUGAUAAUGGGUAGAAAUGGGUUUUGGUCUUUUUCCCAAAAUACGGAUAUGGAUAUGGAAAUAGACGAAAGCUACGCAAAGAAACCAAGAAAAACUCAACGUGGACAAUUUAAGAAGAGGAGAAAACCAAUGCAAAUGUCAAUACAAAAAUAGAAGAAGAAAAAAAGAUGCGCACACACACAUAGUAAUAAGAGAGCAACUGAAAUCUUUGUUAGUUUUUCCUAAGUAAAUGCAUAGAAAAGAAAAAUAUUAUUGAACUAAAAAAACAUUUUUUUCUUUAUUUUUUUUUAAAUUGUCACGCCCAAGGAUUGAAUGUGAUGUUCAAGGACAUUCAAGGCAGCAAACUUAAUUUUUAAUUUUUUCAGCCAGUGUUUUUUUUGCCACUGGCAUUCUGUGUUUCUGCAACUGUCUGUGCUGCAUGAGGAGGAAUGAACUUUCAAUGCAGUGUUUGAGACAAACUCCAAAAUCAACACGCACUUGUGUGUGAGUGUGUAUGCAUGUGAGCGGUUGGUCAGUGUGUAAUCCAAAAUGUAUACAGACACAUAAAUAUAUAUUCACACACACAAACAAAUACACGCACACACACAUUAGCGUUUAGAGGAAACACCUCCAUACUGUCAUCCCCAUCGUUAAAGGUGGGACUUUUCUUACCUCACCUGGUGGUCACCUGACUUCUUUCAGCUAAUCAGGGAUUCUUCUUAAACCAACCGUUGCCGCCACAGGACAUGUUUAUAAAGGUUUUUUCUUAAAGGCAGCAGCCACUCUGGUUUAUGCUAACUGAUCCUUGCUGCAAUGGCUUUUCCUGACACAGUUUUAAACCUGGACUCAGACAACAUCUGUCCACUGUAUACUUUUUUUUCUGGAGAUUUGGGUUAUUACAAGUAAAAUGAGAAAUCAUUAAUAUAAUAUCGUUUAUAAUGCUAAUUGUUCUGUUUUUGUUGAAAGAUUAAGGGAGGGGGCUUUGAAAAUGGGUGGGACUUCAGGUUGAUUUUUUUUUUUUUUUUUUUACGUGAAUCAAACGCAGUUAAAAUGGAUACAGAUCUAAGACAAAAACUCGACUACAUCUUUGUAAACAGAAUUGCCACUUUGCAUGAUGUGUUCAUAACGUGCAACAUCUUCUGUAGCAAACAUACAUGAGGUCGAGACAUGUUUAUGGGAGGGGGUGGAGUAAAAGAUGAGGGUGGGGUGGUGGGUCUCAUCCCCAAUAGAGAUGCAAUAGAUGAGUGUUUCUCUACAAAGACUCAAAUCAGCAGUGUCUCAAUGUAAAAGCAAAAUUGGACAUAGUGUCUUGUUAGAUAUGAGAAACAAACAGAAGAAAAUGGGUGUGGGGCAGCUUCGGGAAGCCCACCACAGACUAUUUGGGGACACUACAGACUACUUUCAGAUAUACAGUAUGUAUAUAUACCCUUAGAUACUGUACUACAGAGAAUGUUUUUACAACAUUAAGGUCUCUUAUUUUUGACCGGUCCCUGGUCCAUUGAUACUGAGGGACAAUUCAGGGAUGGCCCUGACAUAUGGCAAUAUUUUAAAUACAGGGUCUACCCCUUUUUUAGGUUUCUCCUGUUUGGAUUAUUUUUUUCAUUCGAUAUAAGAAGAGAGAGAAGAGAUAUUUUGAAUAGCUGAGGGUUUGUUGUUUUAAAGAGGAAAAAAAAAUGGGAAAUUAUGAAUAUAAUAAUGAAUAAAUAAGCAACUUCCCUUUUUUUUAUUAUUUAGACUAAACUAAUGUUUGAGUUCAUCCUUUUCCAUGCUUCAUACUUUAUUUGGUUAAAUCAGAGCGUUUCUGGGUGGGCCUAUUCCUAAAUGGUUUCUCAUGUAUGUUUCCCCACUUGUAUGAGACCAUUCCCACAAUAUUUGUGGACUACCUGAUAAUUAACUUAUCAUUUUUGUGAACCUAAAUAAAUAUUGUAUGUCAACCUAA